AUGAGUCAACAGUACCGAUCAUCUCAACAGCAGCAAGGCCGGGUCAAGAAGAAGGAGGAAGAUCCCGCUGAUUUCAUGCGCCUGGUAUGCAAUUCAUUUGCGCUGCAUCAUCACACACCAGCUGACCAUCUUCCACAGCCCGAAAAAGAAAUCGCAUCAUGUAUCAGCGAGAUGGGAAUUCCAUUCCAGCCUUCCGACCUCCAGAAACCAAACCCUCAGGUCAUCCAAAUGGUUUUCGAGCAUCUUGGUGAACUGGUCAUGAAUGCGACCCGAGAUAACCUGGAUCCUGCAAUGCGCGCCGCCGCCGAAGAUGUCUGCGGCGAGUUCCCCGAAAUGAUCCCCGUCGAGACCAGGCUUUUGAUGGGAUUCUUCGUCAAUCUUCGUACAAUGCUUGAGCAAUGCGGGAUCAAUGACUUCUCCUUCAAUGACCUUGUACGCCCAACUCACGAUCGCCUGGUCAAGAUCUUCUCAUACACCAUCAAUUUUGUUCGAUUUCGUGAAACUCACACUAGCGUUAUCGACGAAAACUUGAACAAAGCUCAGAACACUAAAGACCGAAUUGAGACAUUGUACACGGAAAAUCAAGAUAUGGAGCAGCGGCUAGAAGAAAUGAAGCGCAAUAGGAAAGCGAUGGAGAUGGCCGUCAGAGACAAAGUACGGCGAAAUGAUGAACUCAAGGCCAGGCUAUUAGAGCUCCGGAAAGGACAGGAACGAGUUUCUGAACAACUCGAACGAGCAAAGGCUGAAAAGGCACGUGCACAAGCCGUUCUGGAAGAGAAAGCGGAGAAGCUCGUGCGCACACGACAAGAAAGCGAAAAACUAAGGCCGUACGUGUUGCAAAGCCCUGCGGCUCUCCAAGAUGCCUUGGCAGAACUCUCCGAGAACCUGAUGCGGGAGAAGAGCCAGAUCGACCACCUUGAGAGGCGAUGCCGGGCACUUCAAACAUCAGGGGACAGUUUUACUGUUGUACAAAAUGAUGUUCAGUCAUGCGUAAAAGUCCUCGAUGAAGUGGCGGUGGAGCUUCAAAAGGAAGAGGAGGAAGAUGCUCGUGCUGCGAAAAACAGAGAUGCUCUAGCAGAUCGCGGCAAUAAUGUGCGCGAAGUGGAGCAGAAUGAGAAACUUCUCCAAAGACAAUUAAAGAAGUGGGAAGAUCGAAUUGAAGAGCUAAGAAGAAAGCAUAAAGACCGAGACGAUGCAAACAAGGCGAGAAUGGAAGAACUUCGCGAGAUUCAAAGACAGUUGAGAGAAGAAAGGGGAGAGAAGGGACGUGAGAUGGAGCGGCGCAAAGUUCGCAUUGAACAAACAGAGAAGAAGAUGGCUGACCUCAAAGAUAACAUCGAAAACGAGGUCCACAGCGCACAUGAAGAGUACUUGAAAUUGGAGUCGCAUAUUAAACUCUACAUCACCGAAAUGGAGCAGAGUAUAUGA
This is a messenger RNA of Exophiala bonariae, 1428 nucleotides long. RefSeq lists its product as uncharacterized. NCBI's taxonomy places the organism in Eukaryota, Fungi, Ascomycota, Eurotiomycetes, Chaetothyriales, Herpotrichiellaceae. Gene Ontology annotation, molecular function: protein-containing complex binding. The coding region runs from base 1 to 1428 and encodes 475 amino acids. The transcript has 2 exons. Gene Ontology annotation, cellular component: Ndc80 complex; kinetochore. The record is from RefSeq and is a predicted model, not a curated record. Gene Ontology annotation, biological process: kinetochore organization; mitotic spindle organization; meiotic chromosome segregation.